Molecule: messenger RNA, 843 nt
Organism: Octodon degus (degu)
Lineage: Eukaryota; Metazoa; Chordata; Mammalia; Rodentia; Octodontidae
Gene: Znhit3
Product: zinc finger HIT-type containing 3
Exons: 1
Coding region: 1-528 (175 amino acids)
Biological process (GO): snoRNA localization; box C/D snoRNP assembly; maturation of LSU-rRNA from tricistronic rRNA transcript (SSU-rRNA, 5.8S rRNA, LSU-rRNA)
Cellular component (GO): nucleus; pre-snoRNP complex
Molecular function (GO): protein binding
Source: RefSeq, a predicted model, not a curated record
AUGCUCAGGCGUUCGGAGCGAGCUGUGCGGCGCGCUGUGGCGUCGGUGGGCUGCAGCACCGCGGUCUGCGUGACCUGCUUGGAGAAGCCCAAGUCCAGGCGCCCGACCUGCCGCGUGCCCUGCUGCUCCGUGACCUGCUUCAAGAAGCACAGAGAGCAGUGCAACCUUGAAACUCAUCCUGUUGAGAAAAGAAGAUCGGUUCCUCUCCUGAAAGCUGCACAGCUUGAGGAAAACAAAGACGACGAUUCGUCUGUAGCUGAUUUUCUCAAUAGUGAUGAAGAAGAAGAUAGAGUUUCUUUGCAAAAUUUAAAGAAUUUAGGUGAAUCUGCACCAUUAAGAAACUUACUGCUUAAUCCGCACCUGAGACAGCUGAUGGCCAACCUCGGUCAGGGGGAUGACAAAGCAAAGCUCAUGAGAGUCUACAUGCAAGAGCCCUUGUUUGUGGAGUUCGCCGACUGCUGUCUAAGGGUUGUAGAACCAUCCCAGAAUGAAGACUCUUGGGGGGGGGGUCACUGUGCUCCUCACUGAAGCUCGUAGCUGACACUCAGAACCUGACCAUCGCUUCUCCCAGGCCGCCCGCCAGCAAGUGGAGGCCGGUGAUGUCCCCGCCAGAGGCAGCAGACUGGCUGCUACAGGCUGUGCAGGCCCUUGCCUCCACUGGUGUGGGCUCGUGUUUCAGCCAUGAGUUUACUGAAGGUGGCAAUCCUUUGUGAGGAGACUUGGCAUGCACGUGUACAUGGUUGUCUUAAAAUAUUUUAUUUUUGGUAGUUGGGGCAGAGAUCAUAAAUAUCAGGUUUUAUACUCGUGAGUUAAAAACUGGAUCAUUAUUAAUAAAAUCAAGAU